AUGCACUCCUAUAUCCGUCCUUAUCAACAUGUCGCCUUUCGGCUUCCGUCUGAUGCGACGAGAAUCAUCCACCUUAUACCCAAUACAGAGGUAUCCCUAGGAAAAUAUGGAAACUUUCCCUCGAACCAGAUCAUCGGACGCCCGUUCUACCUCACAUUCGAGAUCUUCGACAACCCCACCGAAGAAAACGGCAAUCGCUUGCGCAUCAUCACCGCAGCAGAGCUCCAUGCUGAAUCGUUAAUAACGGAGGGCUCAGGGGAGGCUGACGGAGAGGGCGACGAGCCGGAUGUGAGCGGCGAUGCCGAAACACCCAUGCGGACAAAUCGCGAAAUCGUCGACGAUACGUCUACCCAGAAAAUGACACUGCAGGAAAUCGAGGAAUUGAAGAAUGGAUCGAGCGAUGCCGGUAGAGAUAUCAUCGCGAAACUGCUCGAAUCGCACUCCGCUCUGGAUCAGAAGACCGCGUUCUCGCUCGCAAAGUAUACGCUGCGCAAACGGAGGAAAUAUAUGAAGCGGUUUACCGUGCUGCCGCUGGAUGUCAGUCUGCUCACAAAUUUUAUGAUUGAAGAGAAGGAUGCGGCCCGGACCAUGGAGUUGCGGGAUGAGUUGAUUGGUCUGAUCGGGUGCUGGGGUAAUGUACAUCACGGCGGGAAUGUGUCAAUUGGGCCAAAGCCCAAUGGUCGUUAUCUUGUUGUCGACGAGACAGGAGGUUUAAUCGUUGCGGCGAUGGCAGAGAGGAUGGGGAUCCUUUAUCCCCAUGACAAUGAAGACGAAGAGUCAGAGGGCGAACCCAGCGAAAAGCCGGCCGAAGCGACAUCAUCCGCCAAAGAACGUCCCAGCCAAAUGUCUGCAUCGGGGAAUACCAUCACCAUCCUCCACGCCCACACACAACCCAACCUAUCUCUCUUAAAAUACUUUGGCUACGACCAAGACAGCCCUGACGAAUCGCACCCUCUAUUCACCCACCUGAAAACCGUAUCUUGGAUGCAACUCGUCGACCCCUCGUCCGACCCCAUCUACGCAAACGAACCCGAAAUGAUCCCAGACGAGACAUUAGCCACCUACAAAGCCAACAAACGCGGCACAUAUUAUCGUAAGCGCAGCCGCUGGCAGCGCGUCCGGAACGUCGUCGACGAAGCCCGCGCCGGUGAAUACGACAGCCUCCUCGUCGCAACCCUAAUGGAACCCUCCAGCGUUCUGAAACACGCCGUCCCCUUACUCGCAGGUUCAGCACAAGUUGCCGUCUACUCGCCCACAAUCGAACCUCUAACGGAGCUAAUCGACCUCUACUCAACACCCAGACGAACAACAUUCAUCAACGCAAGACGGGAACUCAUCGAAGCAACCCAAAAACAAAACCAAGAGAACAACACCGACGAACCGGUUGACCUCUCUGACCUGGAGAGGGAGUUCAUCGUCGACCCGUCAUUGUUACUUGCACCCACUCUGGAAACGGCGCGUAUACGGCCGUGGCAGGUCCUUCCGGGACGCACACAUCCUAUGAUGUCUGGGCGUGGUGGUGCUGAAGGUUAUGUCUUUCAUGGUAUCCGGACGUUCCCGGCACAGUCGAAGAUUGAGGCUGCAGGGAACCCAAGCCGGAAGAAGAGGAAGGUAGAGGCGAAUCCCGUACCAUUGCCUGAGGUGGAUGUGGAGAUGAAGUCGUAA
Messenger RNA from Aspergillus ruber CBS 135680, 1665 nucleotides. It is a transcript of the gene trm6, whose product is annotated as tRNA 1-methyladenosine methyltransferase subunit GCD10. The record is from RefSeq and is a predicted model, not a curated record. The transcript is spliced from 2 exons. Gene Ontology annotation, biological process: tRNA methylation. Gene Ontology annotation, cellular component: tRNA (m1A) methyltransferase complex; nucleus. Bases 1 to 1665 code for a protein of 554 amino acids. NCBI's taxonomy places the organism in Eukaryota, Fungi, Ascomycota, Eurotiomycetes, Eurotiales, Aspergillaceae.